Messenger RNA from Paramuricea clavata, 791 nucleotides. The record is from the annotation of a GenBank genome assembly. Lineage: Eukaryota; Metazoa; Cnidaria; Anthozoa; Malacalcyonacea; Plexauridae.
AUGGCCAACUAUAGUAGUAAUUACAUUCGAGAUUUUGCAACACUAACUGCUCCCCUUCGUGACCUGACGAAAAAGGAUGUUCGUUUUGAGUGGACUCAAACACACCAAACUGCUUUUGAAAAGCUGAAAAACACGCUUGCAAUUGCUCCAUGUAUGUCAUAUUUCGACAAAAACAAACAAACUUUUGUGACAGUUGAUGCUAGUCCUGUAGAAAUUUCUGGAAUAUUUUCUCAGAAACCAAGAAACGGUGACGUAGACAGUCAACAGAUAAUUGCAUAUGCCAGCCGAGCGCUGACUGAUACAGAAAAGAGAUACUCCCAGACGGAAAAAGAAGCGUUAGCGAUAGUAUGGGCAGUUGAACAUUUCCAUUUAUUUCUGUAUGGAAGUGAAUUUACACUAAUACCUGACCAUAAACCUUUAGAAAUUAUUUUUUGGCCAACGUACAGCCAAAACAUCAGCACGAAUUGAAAGAUGGGUGCUUCGCCUCCAACCAUAUAUAUUUAAGAUAAUUUAUAAAUCAGGUGCCAGCAACCCUGCGGACUAUCUUUCUCGUCAUCCAAACAAGACGAAAACAGGAGAAGAUGACGGAACAAUAUAUUAAUUUUAUAACUCAGAAUAGUGUCCCUAAGGCGAUGACAUUACAAGAAAUAAUCAAUGCAACUAACGCAGACGCGGCACUAACGGCACUCCAUGAUGCAAUUAAAACAAACAAAUGGGAUUCCCCAAUUGUAAAACCGUUCAAAGCCGUAAAAAACGAACUUACGUCAACCACACACGGUGUUAUACUUUGA